UAGAUGGCAUUCCUCGCUGUAGAUCUUUGUCCUGACUCUACGACCGCAUGAUUUUGUCGGGGGUUUUCUUUCCGGUCGGCAAGGUUCAGAUCUCACAAAGGCCCGGCCUCACUUGAGUGAGCUAUCAUUCUUUUUACUCUAUCCCAGUUUGAUGAUGCUUUUCGAGUGGGGAGCUGAGAAUUUCUUUGAGGAAGCGGAUGUUUGGGGAAUACGUGCCAGGUUGAUAAAGGCAGGCGGGGUUAGCCUGGAAGAUUUAUAUAAGGAUUGACGGAAGCAGUCUCGUGCUCGCUUUAUCUUCCUUCUCGCAACCCUAGAAACAGGCCUACUGAGUUAUCAUAGAAGACCUGGCAAAAAUGAAGACUGAAUCACCACCACCACCACCCCCCGCCGCCGACCCAGUGCCCCCAGAGGAAAUGGAGAUGAUGGAUUGUGAUCCGGCGAUGUGGUCUGGGCCGGUUACGGAGCCACCGGAGCUGGCCAUCAUCAAUCUCCUCAAUGAGGCGGGGGUGCCCUGUGUGCUUGUUGGAGAGCUGGCGCUUCGAGCCUACGGCUUGAGUCUUUAUCCGAAGAGCAUAGAUCUGGUCGUCGCGGACGAGAACGCUCGGCGUGUCGAGGAGCUCCUUGAGGGCCGGGGGCUCGCAUUGUGUUUCGAUCGCAGGUGCUCCCUCUGGAACGAGGGCGACAAAUACUUCCUCUCGGAACUACACUGCCACCUCACCGCUCCCAACAACGUCAAGGAGAGUAUUAGGGGGUGGAAGAACGGCCUGUUACACAUCUGGGCGAAAUCUUUGCUCCUGGAGAAGUUGCCGAAUGGCAUCCCCCUCCCGAGCAACAUCGCCGCCCACGACCAGAACUUCAUGCUGACAUCCGAUCCCCGCCUCCCCGAGCUGGCCCUCGACCUGCUGGGCGGGAUACCCACUCGGUGGAUCGGCCGUUGGGCGGCGGGAGUCGUGAUCCUGACGCCCAAGGCCUUCCUGGAGCAGAUGUUCUGGCACGUGCUCCGGGACAUCCGUCCUUACGACGCCAAGUUCAAAAGUCCCUGGGAGGUGCACAUGUGCAGGUUCGCGCUCUGGAUUGCGAGCCAGCCCCCAGAUUCCUAUACGCUCUGUCCGAGUGUCGCAACCCUCAGCUGGACAGCCGCGCGGCAGUUUCUUGAGCUGCUGAGCUGUCCUCACGUCGGCCAUCAAGACGCCUGGAACUUUUUCUUCACGCUGCAGGGCGUGUGGCACAGAGAAGGGCUGCUGACGAAAAGCCCGCGACAAGGCAGGCAAAUACUCCAGGCUGUCGAGGAUUAUGCCCUAGAGGACUGAGUUGCGGCAAGGAUCGGUACUAUUAGUGUCGCCUUUUGACUGGAUUGGAGUGUGUAGGUUGGCUUCUUGAGAACCAUCCCUGUAGUAUAUAGCUACAUGGUAAGUCUGAAUUCACUCGAC
Aspergillus fijiensis CBS 313.89 is the source of this 1430-nucleotide messenger RNA. RefSeq lists its product as uncharacterized. The transcript is spliced from 2 exons. The coding region runs from base 354 to 1310 and encodes 318 amino acids. NCBI's taxonomy places the organism in Eukaryota, Fungi, Ascomycota, Eurotiomycetes, Eurotiales, Aspergillaceae. The record is from RefSeq and is a predicted model, not a curated record.